Fulvia fulva is the source of this 2418-nucleotide messenger RNA. RefSeq lists its product as uncharacterized. Lineage: Eukaryota; Fungi; Ascomycota; Dothideomycetes; Mycosphaerellales; Mycosphaerellaceae. The transcript has a single exon. The record is from RefSeq and is a predicted model, not a curated record. Bases 1 to 2418 code for a protein of 805 amino acids.
AUGCCACCCAAGACUCGCUCGUCUCAUGAGCGCACCGACGCUCCCGCACGACAAUCAAAGAUAUCCUCAAGACGAACGACGUUAAUCCACCGGCGCAUGUCACCACCGAAGCUCAAGAAGAGAGAUUCAACCUUGACACAGCUCGGCUUCUACCAUUCAUCAUCGCCUGCUGUAGAGACACAAUGGACGAUUCCGGCCACUAGCGAUGCCGAAGAUGAGGACGAAGAUUACAAAGAGCCACGGGCGAAGAAGCGGAGGAAGACAUCAGGCAGCAAGCCCAAACCCGGUGGCAAGAAGGCGAAGACGGAUGUGUCCGAAUCGCAGUCGACUUUGACUCAGAAUUGGAGGGCUCUGGGCUACGUGAUGGACAGCUACGACACAAGUGAUGAGGAAGAUCUUGCCAUGGUCGAUCAGGGUAUGCAACCGCCGCCUAGUGCACAGCCAAAGCAGGCUCGACCUCUACCACGAAGGCGGCCUGCACCCAAUGCUGGCGAGACGCAGAUACAAGGUGACAACAUGCUGGGUGCAUACCUGGAUAAUGACUGGUCAUCGGAGUCGGAGCUGGAAUCCGCUUCGAAGUUGAGCUUGACUCCUUCACAACUUGCACACUUCGCGCCGUCACGAGACCGAGAAAGUACAAGACCAACGACAGCCGACUCCAAGUCGACACCCAAGACACCGAAACGGAUCACGAAGACUGAGAUACCGGACUCGGCUGAGACAUCGAGCGUUCCUCCCUCGUCUCGAUCAGUCAAACCUGGGCCAGGAUGCGCAAGGUCUCCACUCAAAGAACGCAGCACAAAUGUUCCGUCCCAGCGAGGAAUAUCACAGGAUAGUCAGCAGGCUACUCGACGCAAAGUCUCGUUCGACCAGAUUCAGCUGGACGACGCAAAUGCCCUCAAGGAGCCCGUAGGGCAGUGGAGUGCCAAAUUGGCUUUCACUCCGAAAAGAUCGCAGAAAGGGUUGUCGAGGUCUCCGCAACAUCAGUCGAUGGACUCAUCGCCCACAUUGAGCCAAUCGACACGCCGCACAUCUCGCGAGAACUUCAGCACGGCCAAGAAGCGAACUUUAGAGCGAGUGUCUACCAUUGCAGAAUCCGAUGAAAGUGAUGUUGAGCUUGCGGACAUUGAGCAGCCCAAAUUUGGAGUCAGCUCACGGCAGGCAGGCCGAACUAUGCAUGAAGACGGCAACCACUCGUUAUCUGAGAGGUCGGCCUCUGAAAACCUGACAGCAGACCUCGGUCAAGAAGUUGCGACACUGCCACUAUCUGGCGGACUACGUGCACCAGCUGAGUCUUUGCCAUCCCCUGGCGCCCACGAUAGCGAGAUGCAGACUGACAGCGCAUCGACCAAACGAUCCGCUGAAGAGAGCCCAUCCUUGUCGCAGGACGAGGUGAUGCUAGACAGCGAUACAUCGGUGAUGCAGGGCACAAUUUAUACAGGUGCAGAUGUGCUCACAGAAAGCGCUGGCUUGAUCAUUCUUGGUUCUGAGGAUACACUUGCUGAUAAGCUUGCCGCUGCAAAUACUCGAUCUGAACAUCCUGAAGGAACGGACAAAGCAAUCACGAUCGACGACUCCGAAGCGGAUGAGGAGUUCGGAGAGGAUGGCGACUAUACAGAGGAUGAUCUUGACGGGAGUCUGAACGAAAGUAACGAACAUGAUGAUGACGACCAGGAAUACACCUACAAUCAGACUUAUGAUCCCGUUGCUGACGCGUUAGCAAGAGACGGUGCUAGAGCAUGGAGAACAGAGACGCAAUUGCAACGAGAUGAGCUCGAGAAAGCCAAUCAGGAAACCCUCACCGAAGAGAGCGACGAAGAGAACGAGGAAUCAAACAUGGGCGGCAACGGCAUUGUCGUUGUGCCUUCCAGUCAGGACGAAGAAGAAAUAGUGCCAUCAUCUCAGGACUUUGCAGAUCCUGGGCAGAAGCUUGCUGCCCUUGGAAGUCCCGGCCGAAGUGCUGCGGGUGACAUCGACGACUCGGGCUAUGCAAGUCAAGAGAUGCUCGAUGAGGAAGUAUCCAAAGCACCACCGCAGACAAUGCCUCCACCGUGGAGACCGCAGCAGACUAUACUAAAGCUACCACGACCAUCUCAAGUCAGCACUGUAGUGGGCGAUACACUCUCGCAGCACAGCAGACCGAACUCAGCCCAACCAUGGACAGAGCCAUCGGCGCCUUCUUCUCCUCCCGAAGUAGACGCUGGCCUGCCGGAAGACCCCAUCGAACGCUCGCCACAGAAGUCGUACCUGCAGACUUUGCCGAGCUCGCCGUUCCCGAUGCCACCAGGUGUGCUGAGACGUGGACGGAAUGAUAUCUCGGAGACGCAGUCGAGUGGACUAAUGGACUUCAGUCUGCCGCCUCCACCGCCGUUAUUGCUAUCAUCGUCGAGACCGCAAGACGGGAGCUCGUUGAGGUAA